Messenger RNA from Iphiclides podalirius (scarce swallowtail), 210 nucleotides. NCBI's taxonomy places the organism in Eukaryota, Metazoa, Arthropoda, Insecta, Lepidoptera, Papilionidae. The record is from the annotation of a GenBank genome assembly.
AUGGCGGUAGAUUUCGACUUUAUUGCUUCCAGCCCGAUUAUACAAAUAUUAGGGAAGUCGUGUAUCGUCUUCGGUGUCGGAUUUUUAAUGAGGCGGCUCGACGACCUGGACCGCAGCGAGGAGCGACGGGCUCUAGUGAUGUCCACGGAACCGAGUUCCACGGCCUUCUGCGCAGUUCUUGUGCACGUGGUGUGGUUGUCCAUAUAUGUU